Molecule: messenger RNA, 3565 nt
Organism: Sinocyclocheilus grahami
Lineage: Eukaryota; Metazoa; Chordata; Actinopteri; Cypriniformes; Cyprinidae
Product: heat shock factor protein 1-like
Exons: 14
Coding region: 407-1852 (481 amino acids)
Biological process (GO): regulation of DNA-templated transcription
Molecular function (GO): DNA-binding transcription factor activity; sequence-specific DNA binding
Source: RefSeq, a predicted model, not a curated record
UCUUGAAGACAAGCAGUUUUUUUCCUAAACAACAACCUCAACAUCAUGAAUGACAAUUCAGAAUCCACACAAAACCCCACACAUCUGCCCAGCACACUCUCCUGUGCAGGUUGUGUUUGGCCAUUGUGCUGCUUGGCGUGACAGUGUGGCAUUAUUCUAGGCUUUGUGUGGGUCUGUAUUGUUCUCCUGUGGGCUGCUUUGUUGAAUGAGGGGGUAUAGUGGUGAUGCUGCAGGCCAUUGCUUUAUGCUGACUCUGACCUGUGGGAAUGGCAGGGAGAGAUAUGGCCCUAUGACUAGGCCACAGACAGAGAGAGGAGGAGAAGGAGAGAGGAACAGCAUCAGCAACGCGCAUCCCAAGAGAGCAUCGAUUUGGAAAUGGUCUAAAAUACUACUGGAUUAAAGACUCAUGUGUUCAAGUCCAAGUGUAGUCAUGCAGGAGAACCCAGGCUCUAUAGGUGUAGAUGGAGGAUACGCCAGCAAUGUACCUGCUUUCCUCACUAAACUCUGGACUCUUGUGGAGGACCCAGAGACCAAUCAUCUGAUUUGCUGGAGCACUACGGGCACCAGCUUCCAUGUUUUUGACCAGGGCAGGUUUGCCAAAGAGGUUCUGCCCAAAUACUUCAAACACAAUAACAUGGCAAGCUUUGUACGCCAGCUCAACAUGUACGGCUUCAGGAAGGUGGUGAAUAUUGAGCAGAGUGGGCUGGUGAAGCCCGAGCGAGAUGACACCGAGUUCCAGCACCUCUAUUUCCUCCAGGGUCACGAGCAUCUGCUUGAACACAUUAAGCGCAAGGUGUCAAUAGUGAAGAGUGAGGAGACCAAAGUGCGGCAGGAGGACUUGAGUAAGUUGUUGUAUGAGGUGCAGGUGCUACGCAGCCAACAAGAGAACAUGGAGAUGCAGAUGCAGGAUAUGAAACAGCAAAAUGACGUUCUGUGGAGGGAGGUGGUGUCACUGAGGCAGAAUCACACACAGCUGCAGAAAGUCAUGAACAAGCUGAUUCAGUUCCUGUUUAGCCAGAUGCAGUCCAACACUCCCAGCACUGUGGGAAUGAAGAGAAAGCUUCCUCUCAUGCUGGAUGAUGCCUGUUCCACCCCUCCUGCCUCAAAAUUCAGCCAUAGCCACUCCGCGGAGUCCUUGCAAGAAUCGUUCUAUAUCCAGUCGCCAUCCACAGAAAGUGCAUCCUGCUCCACUAGCAAUGUGAUGACAGGAGGGCCAAUAAUCUCUGAUGUCACUGAAAUCUCACAGUCCAGCACCAUGGCUUUACAAAUGCAGGCAGAGGAAUCUAGAGAAAAGUGUCUGAUGCUGAUUAAGGAAGAGCCAGUGAGCCCUGGGGUGCAGGGACGAGGAGAGGGUGUACCACUCGGCUCCUGUGAGGUGUGUACUGAACCCCCCGUCCUCCCUGUUGCCAUGGUACAGUCCGUCCUAGAGGGCCGAGGAUCUAAUUUGGGAGAGAGAAGGGCCAAAAGACCCAUGCUGGAGAGAUCAGAGAUUCCCGAUUGUGUGGAGAAUGUUGACAUGAGCCUGGAGGAUUUACAGCUGCUUCUGAGGAGUCACCAGCAGAGCAUGGAAACCAGUGCUGCAGCAAUGGAUCCCUUCACAUUUAGUCUGUCUUUGAACGAGUGGAACUUCACAGAAAUGGACCCAACCCUGAAAUCAAGACCUCAGGGUAGCGACCCUUCUUACAGGAAUGAAAACCAAGUAGCGGAGCCGAAGCACAACUCACGUAAUUACCAAAACAAUAUUCCUCCGCAGGAGCUGGUUAAUGCCCUCAUCCCUGCUGCUGUGUCCCAGUACAUGUUUCAGGGUCAGGAGGGGGAGACGUACCCCACCUCUGGCUACGAGGAGCAGUGAAGCCCUAAUAUGACAGCCAGCACAGAUCCCUCCUGAGAGCGAGCAGAGUGAUCCAUUUGAAAGUAUGCCACUUGGAUUGAACAUUAUCCCAACAUCAGAAGAGAAGGCUCAAAUUUUUCUGACUAGCAGAUGUGGAGGUUAUAAACAGUAGCAAGUAAACAUGCUUGACCAGCCCUUUGUGAAGAAGAUUCACUUAGUUGGCCAUUGGUGGAAGGUGCAUUUUUACAAAAUCACUGGGAGCAAUUCAACUCUUUGGAGAUGGAAUAUUUACAGUAAUCCUUUCUCAAAGCCUAUAAGGAGUUCAGGCUACAUCAAGAUCAUUUUGAAGAUAUUUUUCUCAUGAUAUAAUGCAUCCUAAGGAAACUUCUAUAGCCAAGGAAAAGGCAAUAUUAAGCAUUUCCCUCCCGAACGACUACAAUACAGGUGAACUAUAUGCAAUAUGACGUAAAUCACUGUGGCCCGAGUUUGAAUGCACUUUAGUCUGUGUGUUGGAGUUCCUGCUUUGUGGAGCUGUGAUUUCAUUUUCCCUAAAAUUUAACUGUAAAAAAUGAAUACAUUUAGUUCAAAUUGAUAUCAUAAUGAAGCACACACACUUGUAUUUCAAUAUAUAUUUGAAGACAUAUAAAAAGUACUGGUUUAACCAUAUUGUGUAUGUAUUAAUGUGAGAGGUCUAGGGGUUAAAAAUCAGACCUCGCAGAAAGAAAACUGAAACCGAUGCACUGAUUUUUGCACAAUUUACUGUCUUUUUCGCAAUCAUAUUUUAGUAUCUGAAACAUACUAUUAAGACAUCAAGUAUCUUUGUUUCAAUUUAUCCUUUAGUUGAUCGACUAGCCUUUCAGAAUUUACAGCUGUCUUUGAUACGAUUAUGAUAUAUUGUGUGAUAUUUGCCCUCAUUUGAUACAAAUGUAUUGACCACACUGGUUAGAUGCAAAAGACAGAAUCAACGAUUCUUAAUGCCUUUUUAGAUGAGCACUAUACUUAUGUAAAAUGCAACAUCUAUAUUUUAAUUAUUUAUACAAUGCAUUCUAAUUUGACGUUUUCAGCUGACUAUUUCAGCCCAUCAGCAAAAUUAGAGACUGUCUAACAAUGGCAGUGCUUUAGGGAAGAAUGUGUUUAUUUUUCCUGCCAAACCUCAGAUAUGUAAUGAGGGCAAAUGAACACACAACAUAUAAUAACAUUUUAGAGGCCAUAAUGCACUUUGUUAUUAGGGCAGCCAUGUAGCAAUGCAGAAAACCCUAGAUCUCUUACAAAUGUGUUGAAUUUUAAGUGCAAUACUGCUGCAUUUAUUUAUAUGAUUUCCCUAAAAAGGACUUUUGCUGCAUUGAUUUGUAUGAUUUCUAAAGAUGCAACAUCUAAUGAUGAUUUAGAUGGGAACUAUGAUGGAAUAAAAUAAAUUGCACUAAGGGUGAUAACUGUAUUAGAAAUAGUGUUUUUUUAGUGUUAGUUUAUACUUUUAAUUUUCCACUAUUCUCUACCAAAGAGCAACAAUGAAAUGGUUUAUUUUGAGAAGAGUGCUUUUUCACAUAGCUUGCAAGUCUUUCAUUGUAUACUUAUUUUUCUUUCAUAACGUAAUUAAUUGCACUGCUAAAAAAAAUGAAUGUAGACAAACACAGCAAGACACAAAAGCAUGAAAGCAAGAAAGGAAACCAAUGUUUCAUAUUAUUUCUGGAUGUAGUCUGUUCCUGACUCCCACCAGCAUGUUAAAAAUAUGUA